AUGGCAACUGAAAAGAUCCUGUGCAUAGGGGAUCUUGAAGCAGCAGCUUCCAAGAUACUUCCAGUGUCGACUCGAGACUUCUACAAUUCAGGCUCAACAAACCAGGUCACUGUUCGUGAAAACUCGACAGCAUACAACAAAUAUCGUAUUCUGCCUCGAGUGCUGAAGGAUGUCUCUCAAGUCAACACCAGCACUACUUUAUUCGACCGGAAUAUCAAGUUUCCUCUAUGCGUCGCCCCUGCGGGGCUCCAAGCCAUGGCUCACCCUGAUGGAGAGCUAGCAACCAGCAGGGCAUGUGCUAGAGUGGGAGUCCACAUGGGGGUAUCUUCUUAUGCCAACCAUUCCGUUGAACAAAUUACCUCGGCUGGGACCGAGAUUGGGCCAAUUCACCAUGUCAUGCAACUAUACUCCAUGACCGACCGCGAGAAAGAGGCCCGGAUUGUUCGCCGGGCAGAAGCUUCUGGCUGUAAAGCGAUAUUUCUUACCGCAGAUAGCCCUGUGUUAGGAGUCCGGUAUAAUGAAUGGAGAAGUGGGUUCCAAGCACCGCUGGGGCUCGGUUAUCCCAUGAUUGAAAAGACAACAGAACAGAUCCAACAAGAAUCGCAUGAUGAAGUUUUCAGCUCCUUUAAUUCAGACUCUCAUUCUUGGGCGAGGGAAAUACCAUGGCUUCGAAGCAUCACGAAUAUGGAGAUUUGGAUCAAAGGGGUGCUCACGCCGGAAGAUGUUGAAAUGGCGAUUGAAUAUGGAUGCGACGGGGUGAUUAUCAGCAACCAUGGUGGGCGACAGCUUGACGAGACACCUGCUACCAUCGACGUCCCCCUGCUUGCGCAAAGGUUGCGAGAGGCCGAAUCAGAAUCCAUAUCGACGGGGGCAUCAGGUCUGGUAGCGACAUCUUCAAAGCGCUGGCACUGGGAGCGGAGUGUUGUUGGGUCGUAUAAUGGCCAGAAAGGCGUCGAGCUGAUGCUCGAAGUCCUAUACAAUGAGUUCAAACGAUGUAUGCAACUGACGGGUUGUAAGUCGGUGUCGGAGAUCAGAUCUUCAAGCCUAGGGAUUGUUCGAUCUGACGGACCACUUGCGCGACUAUGA
Penicillium canariense is the source of this 1086-nucleotide messenger RNA. Its product is annotated as alpha-hydroxy acid oxidase. The record is from RefSeq and is a predicted model, not a curated record. NCBI's taxonomy places the organism in Eukaryota, Fungi, Ascomycota, Eurotiomycetes, Eurotiales, Aspergillaceae. The coding region runs from base 1 to 1086 and encodes 361 amino acids. The transcript is spliced from 3 exons. Gene Ontology annotation, molecular function: FMN binding; oxidoreductase activity.